AUGGGGAGCACCGUCGAAGCGAUCAAGAUCUUGGUCAUACCGGCCGUGAUCUCCCUGAUCCUCUUCGUCACCGGCCGCUACGUCCUCGUGCCUAUGUGGCGCACCUACCGCCAGCGCUACAGCCAGUACCUACCUCUCGAUUCCCUAUCCAACCACACCGUGUCCCUGCGCCAAAGGCUCCAAGGGGCCUACUCGGGCAUGUUGGCGCCGACCUGGAGGAGACGCUUCCGCGCGCGCAUCGUCGUGGGCGGCGGGCGCGACGACGACGACGACGACGAUGUCGAGAACAACAAUAAUGGUCGCCGCGGCGCCGACCGCGACGCAGACGACUCGGACGAGUAUACUUCGGAGGAAGGAGAGGAGCUGGCGGACGUGGACGUCGAGUCUUGGUCUUCUGCGGCGCGGACGGGAGGCAGGACGGACGUCGCGAGCAGCGAUAGACGGUUAAGCAGAGACCUGGAGGAGGGUUUCAUGAGUGAUAGCGAUGAUGACGAUGACGGCCGCCAUAGACAGAACUACCGGCGCUGA
Messenger RNA from Parascedosporium putredinis, 528 nucleotides. Lineage: Eukaryota; Fungi; Ascomycota; Sordariomycetes; Microascales; Microascaceae. The record is from the annotation of a GenBank genome assembly.